UUCUUUCUUUCCAAAAAGCAUUGAAACCAAAGAACCCUUGUGACAAACUCAACCACAAAUACUUUGAUUUCAAUUAUAUUUUCACCAACUUAAACCAAUCUCAUUCAUUUUGUUGAUGCGAUUUCAUUCUUCUUGCUGACAGUGCGAUCAUGUCCAACGUUUUAGCAUGUUUCCAACUCCUAGAACUCAAUGUCAUAUCUGCACAAGACUUGGCUCCUGCAGGUCGUUCAAUGAGAACCUAUGCAGUGGCAUGGAUCGACCCAGAUCGCAAACUUUCCACCCGGGUUGAUUCUCACGGCGGAACCAACCCAACUUGGAAUGACAAGUUUGUCUUUCGAAUUGAUGAAGACUUUCUGUAUGAUGAUAAGUCAGUGAUCACCAUUGACAUUUACGCUCUUCAUUGGUUUCGAGACAUUCAUGUGGGCACUGCUCAGGUUCUCUCCGGUGACCUUUUUCCACCAACUUCACAACCUCAACCCCAAAGAAACACUUACACACCCACAGGAAUGAGAUUCAUGGGGCUUCAAGUUCAAAGACCCUCUGGUCGCCCCAAAGGAAUUUUGAACAUUGGUGCUGCUAGAAUCGACAGUUCCAUGCGCAGCAUGCCUCUUUACAUGCAAAACUCCCCAAUUGUUGGAUACAGUCAAGAUGAUCAUGAUCAACCAAAACGCCAAGCCAAACCAGAGCUUCGACGCUCAAAAAGUGAUUGCAGCUCAAUGCUUGCCUCAGAAGUCAUAGUUCCCGAGCCUCAAGCCAAAACCAAAAGGGGCAGAGCAAGUUCCCAAAUUCUCGCUUCAGAAAUAAGCUCCAAGAAGAGUAAGAAGAAAGCUAGCUCCAUAUUGAGUGCCACAUUCAUGAAGAGUGCCCCAAAAGAUGGCAAAUUGGGUAGAAAGAAGACUAAAGUGAGAGGCCAUGAAUCACCAAAUGUUGAUUACCCUGUAAAGUCCACGCCCAAGCGCGAGUUUCAAAACUCUCCCUUUGCAGCGAAGUCUUAUAAUUAUGUGGGUAGUGUGAGAGCAACCCCAUUGCAUGCGUUUGCGGUUGCAGACACGACAAUGGAAUAUGGAACCCCGUACCGGUCGAACUUGGGUUGUCGUCCUUUUAUGACGGACUCUGAAUUGGGUCCGUCAGCUUCAGAGGUGGCGGAGGUGGUGGCAAGACUACCGAUGCCAAUGGAGGAGGGGGAGAAUUCUACGGUGGAAGGGUGGAGCUUCGAUGACGACGGCGGAGAGGGCCUGCCACCUAAGGUGGAGAGGUGGCAGACGGAGUCCAAUGUGUCGGGUGUGAGCAGAAAAGGGAAACAUUCACGAAGGCAAGGAGAUGGGUUGUUCUCUUGCUUCAGUGUAAUAUGUGGAGUUGAGUGCUCCAUUGUUUGCGGUGCUGGUGGCGGCAGCAAGAAGCAUCGCCGGAGGCGGGUUCAAGCAGUGGACAAUGAAAGCUUUCUGUCAGAAGAGGAGGCGUAUUGA
Messenger RNA from Vigna unguiculata (cowpea), 1466 nucleotides. RefSeq lists its product as uncharacterized. The record is from RefSeq and is a predicted model, not a curated record. Gene Ontology annotation, biological process: defense response. Lineage: Eukaryota; Viridiplantae; Streptophyta; Magnoliopsida; Fabales; Fabaceae.